Messenger RNA from Parnassius mnemosyne (clouded apollo), 4431 nucleotides. Lineage: Eukaryota; Metazoa; Arthropoda; Insecta; Lepidoptera; Papilionidae. The record is from the annotation of a GenBank genome assembly.
AUGUUUUUAAGUGUUCUUUUUUUGUCUACAGUCAGAGAACACACUUCACACCACGUGACGAGAUUAAGACAUUCCAGACAUCUCGAUGGGUACCUGCCUAUCCACACCUCAGCCUUCGUACCUGGGACUUCGCCAAAGCUGGCGGUGAAGGACAACCACAAGCCAAUUUUUACCGAGUGUUUGAACUACAAACCCACAGUCAAAGAGGAGCAACCAGUGGGAACAUAUGUAUUCACGGUGCACGCAGAAGACAGAGAUCCACCCGAGAUGGGCGGUACGGUCACGUAUAAAUUCGUCUCCACUCCUGGAGAGAAAGAGAGAUUUCACGUAGAUCCUGAAACGGGAAGAAUUACGACAGCUGAUAUUUUCGACCACGACGAGCCAUCGCGUGAAAAAGAAGCAUACAUAACAGUACGGGCGAGCGACAACGGUCAACCACAAUUGGACGAUGCCUGCACUAUCAAGAUUCUUAUAGAGGACAUCAAUGAUAACCAGCCGGUCUUCGACAAAGUCUCGUAUUCGGAGUCGGUGCCACAAGAUCUACCCAGCGGUCGUGAGGUUAUGAGAAUAUCCGCCACUGACAUUGACGAUGGAAAUAAUUCCAUCGUCCACUACAGCUUGGACUCUAAUUCCCCUGACCAGGCUUAUUUUUAUAUAGAUCCUGACAACGGAGUCAUAUUUUUAAACAAAACCAUUGAUAAAGUUCCUGGGUACAAAUUUAAGUUGAGUGCCAUAGUGAAAGAUAUGGGCGAUCCGCCUCAACAAAGUUCGAUUACUUUAGACAUUCAAGUCAUAGAGUCUAACAAGAAAAGCCCGUCUUUCAUAGAAGUUCCCGAUGAACCGAUAAGAUUAAAAGAAAAUUACGCUGACUUCAACACUCCUAUAGCUACAGUUAGAGCAGUUUCAAAUAUACCUGAAGAGCAGAAAUUACAGUUUGAAUUAGUGAUGGGUCAAACGGAACAAACGAAUAAAUGGCACACAUUUGUCUUGGAACCGGAGGCUAAUUCGGCUUACAUAAAGCUGGGUAAUCAUUUGGAUUAUGAAAAAAUUACUGAUUAUACUUUGACAGUUAGGAUACAGAACAAUUACAAAUUAGCAGCUGAAACGAUAAUACAGAUUGAAGUUGAAGAUGUCAACGAUAAUAUUCCAAUCUUUAGUGAAAUAAGAUCAGGCAGUGUGCUAGAAAAUGAGCCUCCAGGCACUCCAGUUAUGCAAGUCCGUGCUUUUGACUACGACGGUACUUCAGCCAACAAUCAAGUGACUUACGAACUAGGCGACCCGUCAGAUCCGUUCGCCAUAGACAGUAUCACUGGCAACAUAACAACAUUAAAAAUGUUCGAUAGAGAAGAGCGAAGCUUUUACAACAUCAAAAUAAUCGCUACUGACAAUUCUGAAUCGGCAUUAAUACCCGGAAAGCAUAACGCCGGUCAGCAAGUUUUCCUCAUAGAAAUUGCCGAUAAAAAUGACAAUCGCCCACAUUUCACACAAGAAACUUACGUAGCUGAAUCGAUUGCUGAAAACGCAAAUAUAAACGAGCUCGUCACACAAGUCACUGCUGUGGAUAUUGAUACAGCGUCAGUUGUGACGUAUAGCAUCGUCGCUGGCAACACUUACGACGCGUUCGUUAUUCGAAACUUCACGGGUGAGAUACGAGUGAACAACGAACUGGAUUAUGAAAAUAUAACAAGCUACAGCCUCGACGUUAAGGCAUUCGACGGUCUCUUCGAAGAUUAUGCCAAAGUGAUUAUCAACAUAGAGAAUUUGAACGAUAACCCGCCAGUUUUCUUGGCUAAUUACACGAAAACGAUUGAAGAGGAGAAACUAUACGAAGGAUGCAUUGUCAAGGUCGAAGCGUAUGACCCUGACAUCAAGGAUCGCAACGCGCCACAGAACAUAGUCUACUCCCUUGUCAAACACGAACAGAAGGAGUUCCUGCAAAUCGACAAUGAUGGCUGCCUCCGCCUCACAAAACCAUUGGACCGCGAUCAGCCCUCUGGUUUUACUAGAUGGCAGAUUUUGAUAAUGGCUGCCGACCAAGGAGGAAGGUUGGGGUCUGACAGCUUGAGGUCAACCACUGAAGUUAUAUUGGAGCUGACUGACAUCAAUGACAACGCGCCAUUCCUUACGAAUACUCAACCAGUGAUUUGGUACGAGAACGAACCGCCUGGACAGGUUGUAGUUCUCACCGCAAAAGACUACGAUUCCACAGAAAACGGACCCCCAUUCACUUUUGCACUCAACGAUUCAGCCAGCUUCGAUAUACGCUCCAAGUUUCAUAUACAAGGCAACAUUCUAUCAACUUUAGUCUCAUUCGACAGAGAGCAACGCAAAGAGUACAAGAUUCCAGUCGCCAUCACAGAUUCAGGAACUCCAAGGCUGACGGGAGUCUCCAUUCUUCACGUGGUUAUAGGCGACCGAAACGACAACCCAAUGGCUCCCGGACAUAGCAAUAUAUUUGUUUAUAAUUACAAGGGCGAGGCACCGGACACAGAAAUCGGACGUGUGUUCGUAGACGAUCCGGACGAUUGGGAUUUGCCGGACAAGAGGUUCAUGUGGCUGCCUUCCUAUGAGCAGAGGAGUCCGUACUUUGACGUGCACAGCAACACAGGCAUGAUAACUAUGAAAGAAGGAACCCCUAAUGGCUCAUAUCUGCUGCGAUUUAACGUCACCGAAGAAAAUGAGCCUCUAGUCCCGUUCCACUGGGUGGAGGCAACAGUGAACGUCACCAUAAAGGAGAUCCCCGAGGAGGCGGUCGACAAAUCCGGCUCUAUCCGAUUCGUCAACAUCACGGCCGAGGAGUUCAUCGUGCCGGAAGCCGAUGGUACAAGUAAAAAGGACAAACUACAUCGUCGUCUCGCUCAGCUCUACAAUACAUCAAUGGACAAUGUUGACGUGUUCACUGUAUUCAGCAAGCCAACCGUCAAGGAUGUAUUUUUGGAUGUCCGGUUUUCGGCUCACGGAUCCCCAUACUAUCCCGCUGAGAAAUUGGAUAGUAUGGUCAUUGGGAUUCAAGAAAAGCUCGAAGAAGAUUUGCAGGCGAAAAUUUACAUGGUGAAGAUCGACGAGUGUCUGAUAGAGAAGGAGCAAUGCGAGGAUUCGUGUCGUAACGUCCUGAUGAAGAAUAACGUCCCGCUCUCCGUUUACACCAACACCACGAGUUUUGUGGGUGUUUCUGCUAGAGUGGAGUCAGAGUGCACUUGCGAUGUCGAAGAGCCGCUCAUUUGUUUGAAUGGAGGAACCCCAUUUGCUGACAAAUGCGAAUGUCCCGAAGGCCUAUCGGGGCCGCAUUGCGAGCUAACAUCCAUUGGUUUCCAUGGCGACGGCUGGGCCAUGUACCCGUCGCCACCAGCGUGCCACGAGGGUCAUGUCACUCUGACGGUAACGUCGCAUGCGAGUAACAGCCUCGUGUUCUACCUCGGACCGUUGAAGUACAACCCGCUGCUGGACGUUCAAGAUUUCAUGUCUCUGGAACUUGUCGACGGAUUUCUAGUUCUCCUUGUAAACUACGGCUCCGGCACCACACGUUUGAACAACAGCGUAGUCCACGUGGCCGAUGGCAAACCGCAUCUCAUAGAGAUAGUCCUCAUGAGGAGUUCCAUAGAAAUGUUCGUGGACAGGUGCAAGCUGUCGACGUGUAUGAGUCUAGCCGCACCCACCGGACCUAGAGAAAUACUUAAUGUUAACGGGCCACUUCAGCUGGGAGGUGCAAGUAUCGAUCUACAAAACGUAGCGAGGACGUUCGGCUGGCAACACGUACCGACGAACCAACAUUUCGUUGGUUGCAUCAGUAACUUCACGUACAACGAUUUUAUGUACAAUUUGGGUGAGCCGUCGGUACAUCACAACGCCGAUCCAAGCUGUCAGAAAAGCAUGUUCACGGCGGUCACAUUUGGCAUCGACACCAACUUCCUCGUCGCAAUAUUAGUCUGCAUAGCGAUAUUAGUCAUACUAUUAUUAGCCGUAGUGGUGCAUCGUCGAAGAGCUGAUGCGUGGGCCGAAAAGGAAUUGGACGAUAUCAGAGAAAAUAUCAUCGCGUAUGAAGACGAGGGGGGCGGCGAAGGCGACGCUGGCUACGAUUUGCACGUUCUGAGGCAAAUGUACGACGGUCCCCCGAUCGACAACGACCGAUCUGCCACGUUUAUGCAGGCUCCAGUGGUGGGUGCCGCGCCGGAUAUCUCCGGUUUCCUCGACGAUAAAAAAUCCGUCCUCGACCGAGAUCCGGACAUCAAUCCGUACGACGACGUCCGACACUACGCUUACGAGGGAGACGGGAAUACAAGUGGCUCUCUUUCCUCGCUUGCAAGCUGUACCGACGACGGUGACCUCAAAUUCAAUUAUUUAUCUACAUUCGGUCCCCGAUUCCGCAAACUUGCCGAUAUGUAUGGGGAUUCAGAAGACGAUAGAGCACCACACGAGGAAUCUUGGUGCUAG